CUCGAAUCAGGCACGCCUGGGCCUCAAGAGCUGAACCACACCAUGUUCGUUAUGGAUAAGCUCUCAGCUCUAGCUACUGUGUGCAUUCUAAUCUCUCUCUACCGUUAGAACACGACCUGAGAGGACUCGGCUGUACGGCAACUUUAUGCCCCGAUAAUUCCGAGGUCGCAUUGCUGCGGUGCAGAUUGCAGAUUGGGGAAGCCAGGAUCGUGGACGUGAACUUUGGGACCCUGUUGCUUCAGCCUUCAAUGUUAGACUCUGGAGCCCCUCCCUUCAAGUUACCAAAGCAGACUAAUAAUACGUUUACUCUGUGUGUGCCUCCGCUCACAACACAGUCACAAUGGCUGUUUCGUUCCUGAGUGGCGCAGAGCCAAGCGCGGCCCUGGUGUUCAGGUCCCUCGGCAUCGCAGCGCUGGCCGGGCUGGCCUUGUUCUUCGUGCGGCUCUUUCAAGCCAGGACGAGCUUCCGGAACACGAUGAAAAAAUAUGACAUUCCCACCUUGCCUCACUCAUUCCUGUUCGGUCAUCUCGUCGUCAUUGGCAAGGCUCUUGCUGCUUACCCUAGGGAUUUCGCUAAGCUCGGCGUUGUAUAUGCCUUGACCCAGGCCUAUCCCGAGAUCGUCAAGGAGGGCAUUGUGUACUUUGAUUCCUGGCCAUUCGGGGAGCCGACCGCCGCUGCCUUCGACCCCGAGAUAAUGCCCCAGUUUACUCAGGACAAGUCGUACUUCAAGUCACCCAUGGUGAAGGCCGAGCUUGAGCCCCUCACCGGCCUCAAUGACCUCUCUUCGAUGGAGGGCCAGGAGUGGAAGACGUGGCGAAGCGUUUUCAACCCGGGUUUCUCGGCCAAGAACUUGACCGCGCUGGUGCCCGCCUUUCUGGAGGAGAUCCAAGUGCUCAAGGAAAGGCUUGUCAAGGUUGCCGGAACAGGCCAGGUGAUCAAGAUGGAGGAGACGAUCCAGCGGGCCACGGUCGAUGUCAUCUUCCGGGCAGCACUGGGAACCAGACUACACAGCCAAACAUCACCCAACGACUUUGUCACGACCUUGCAGAAUCAGAUCUGGUGGCUUGUCUGUGACUCAAGUCUCCCGAACCAGAUCAAAUCCAUGAUCCCAAUAAGACCUUUUAUGCUGUGGUGGAACAACUACAAGAUGAAGAAGUACCUCACCCCUCUGAUCGAGGACGACAUAGCCCGCCUGGACAGGGGCGAGGUUUCCCAGGUCAAGACCAUCAACUACCUCGCCGUCAACGCCUUCCGGUCCGAGGUGCAGCAGCAGCCCAACGGCCCCGCCAAGGCGUCCCCGCGCGUCGACCCGAAAUUCCUCGACAUGGCCAUCUCGCAGCUCAAGAUCUUCAUCUUCGCGGGCCACGACACGACCGCCUCCACCGUCUCCUUCGCCUACAGCCGCCUCUACCGGCACCCCGAGGUCCUGGCCCGGAUCCGCGCCGAGCACGACCAGGUCCUCGGCGCCGACACGAGCCAGGCCUUCGCGCGCCUGGCCGCGGACCCGAGCCUGCUGAGCCAGCUGCCCUACACCAGCGCCGUCAUCAAGGAGACGCUGCGGCUGUACCCCCCCGCGGCGACGGCCCGCGUCGGCGAGCCGGGCGGCUUCCUGACGAACCCGGCCACGGGCAAGGUCUACCCGACCGAGGGCUUCAUGCUGUGGUCGACGCACUUUGCCGCGCACCGCAUGCCCGAGUACUGGCCGCGGCCGGACGAGUUCCUGCCCGAGCGGUUCAUGACGCGCGACGAGGCGGACCCGCUGCACCCGCGCAAGAACGCGUGGCGGCCGUUCGAGCUCGGCCCGCGCAACUGCAUCGGGCAGGAGCUGGCGCAGGUCGAGAUGCGCGCCAUCCUGGCCAUGACGGUGCGGGACCUCGAGAUCGAGCCGGCGUACGCCGCCGGCGCGCCCGAGGCGCUGGGCGACAAGGCGUACCAGACGAUGGGGUUCGGCGAGAUCACCGGCCACGUCAAGGAUGGCUUCCCCGUGCGCGUGAGGCUGAGCGCUGGUGGCAAGUAGGCUGGGCUUGUGGUGGCCUUCAACUAUUACCUCUUGUUGUUAGCAUGUUGCGGAAGAACUUGUGCAUACCGGUAUCUACGUUGCGGACCGUUUUGAUAAACACAUAAGAUCUCGGUAUAUGAUCGAGCCGCUAUCUGGGAAUAAGAAAUGCACAAUGGUCUAUACACUCUAGUUCGACCUGUACCUAGGUCUUUUUGUUUCCAAACAUUCAUAGGUGCGAGUCCACUCAGAGUUCUAUCUUGACCUCGCCAUCAAUGCUGCGCUUGCCAAUGCUCGACGCUCCUGGCUUCAUAGCUUCCCAUUCGAGGUCCUUGUCCCACACCCCGGCCUUGGUGUAGUCCAGACUCCUCGUCCCAGACACAUAGGCGAAGCGAAAGUACUCCUUCACCUCGUUCUUGGCUUUCCUGUUCCACGUGAAGGUCUUGUCUUCGAAGUCUUCGUCGUCGUCGAAGAAGCCUCUGAACCGCUCCACAUCAUUGACGAGAAGGCUGAUGCCGUCGAGCCUGAGGUUCCUCUUUGGUGGUGAUUCCCAUUGGAAGGUGAUGUUUGACACUGUGCUCCCCACCUGGAUGUCCGGCGCGUUUGCGAGUGUGGGCAGCACGGAGCCAAGCUGCCCAUCGCCUCGUAGGGCAUAUGACGUCUGCAGGAUGGGGUCCCAGCCCCAGCGGGCGAUCCCGUUGAUGAAGAGCCCUACCAAGAGGCCUUGGUAGAGAAGAGCAGGGCGGGUCUGCAUGCUUGUGCCUGUAAGAAGCAGAAGCGCGAGGAAAUAGUGAUGGAGCCGGAGGUUGAGGUCCCAGAUCUUCAGGAAGAUGAGGAGUAUAACGCCUCCAACAAGGCCGAGGUAGAGUGCUCCGUACCGGAUGAGCCGUCCUUCCUGACGGAAGAACCAGACUUGUUUCACCACGAUCAAGGCAAUGAUGCUGACGAUGAUGAUCAAUGCGAGCACUCCGCCAGGCUGUUGGGAGAUAUCGUGGGCGUUCAGUCUGUUUAUAGGUAUGUUAGGGCUGAGGGUAUAAUUAUCGAGUGCCCCCACCCAGCAUGCGCCGAGCCACAAGACGGUCUUUUCGAUCUGUGCUGUCAGUCCUGUGAGGGUCCGGCGCACUGCCAUCUUGUCAUAUAUGACCCAGGCUACAAACAUGACAGGCACAUAUUUCCCAACGAUGAUAGUAAAAAGUUCCCGGAAAGAGCUGUGCGUUGGAGGGUCGGAGACCAAGCCGACGUGCCAGAAAAUGCCCGAGAAUUCGGUGAAGAAGAAGAGUGCCGGUGACGUGGUGAAUAAGGACAAAAUUGUCGUGUAGACAACAUCAACCACGAGCAAGGGCCAUCUCAUAUCUCGAGCUCUGCACUGAACCGACUUCUCAAAGAGGAAGGACUGAGGGAAAUAUGAGUCGAAGCCGAUGCUCUCGAUGCCAUGUCGGAGGGUGCUGCUGUAGCUGUGCCGUGUGCCAACAAGCUUGAUCACGCCACAGCCACCCUCAGCAUUGGUAAUAGCCCCAGCGUGGAUUGCGGAGCCACAGAUAAUAGAGUCGCCUCGAUAAGCCCCUUGCCCGUCAGUGUCGUUGACCGGCCCGCCGAUGACGAGCUGUCGGUAGUUGACCUCCUGAUCGCCAACCGCCCGCGGUUCGCUCAGCUGAUAGCUCGCACAGUUUGCGGGACACCUGAAUGGGAACUCGCUGCCCUUGAACGGGCGGCACUUAUUUCCGUUCAGGUCACAGCUGUUGCCCCGGCCCCAGAAGUAAGCACCGCAGCCAAUCUCCUGUGGCUUACCCCAGGGCUUGAUCUCGGUGAUGCGGCUCUCCUGCCGCUUGACAAUGGAGAAUGUCAGGAGCCACAGGAACAGAUAUGCGAUGAACAGAAAGAUCCGGUGCUUCCUCCUUGGCAAGUACUUGUCGAGCAGGGUGACGGGAAGUUGCUGGAUGGCCGGGAGGAUAGGGACGAUGUGGUAGACGACCGGAUUCUGGGGUCCCUUUGCCCAUCUCGCAGCAGUCCUGCCGAAUUUCCUGAUGGGAUAUGGGACCCAUUUCCAGUGCUUACUCAGACCGUCUUCCUCGAGAAACCUGGGCAAGGGCGUCGGGUUGCCCUCUUGCAGUUCGUGAAGCUGAGGCCCUUCGAUGGGGGCGUCGGGGUGAGACUCCAGGCCUACUGCCCCGGAAUUCGCGGAAGCAUCAAUGCCUCCAUUUGCGUUCUCUGCAUGUCCAUUUGCAGAGCUCAUCGCAAGCAAUGAUGAGUGGCGAGGCCAGUGUGGGUGAGCGAGACUCGGUUGUAGGAGUUGACCGCGGCGUCUAGGAUGAAAAUGCGCGGUAGGUACUUGAGUAGGUAAAGAUGUAGAAAGCAAUGACUAGGACAGCAAAUAAGAGUGAAGACAAGGAGCGAAUUUCGGACAGGAUGAGAACACUGAUGAGGUGAAGCAAUAACGGGAAGGGAAACGGGGAGGGUUGAAG
This is a messenger RNA of Diaporthe batatas, 4458 nucleotides long. RefSeq lists its product as uncharacterized. The coding region runs from base 341 to 2017 and encodes 558 amino acids. Gene Ontology annotation, molecular function: heme binding; monooxygenase activity; oxidoreductase activity, acting on paired donors, with incorporation or reduction of molecular oxygen. The transcript has 6 exons. Lineage: Eukaryota; Fungi; Ascomycota; Sordariomycetes; Diaporthales; Diaporthaceae. The record is from RefSeq and is a predicted model, not a curated record.